CGGUUUCGUUUGAACUAGUUCCGACCAGGCUUUGAACAAAACAAAAAUUACCUAGAAAAUAGUGCAAUACGAAUAUUAUUCCGAAACUCCUAUUCGCACUAUGCAUACCCUGUACGCGCUGCUCAAAAACAAGCUAAGCGAUGUGCAUCCGCUGCACAACAUCGAUCUGGAGCGGGAUGUGGCCUAUUUGAAGGCGGUGGUGACCAAGGAGAUGGACCUGCAAUUCGACGCAAGUGAACUGGAGAUCAUCCAUCAAGGACUGGUGCUAGAGGAUGCGGACACCCUUAGCCGGACACUGCAGCCUAACUCCGUUAUCCAUUGCUUCCAAAAGAUUAAACGCUACACACCAUAUGUGCCACCAGCGGCCACAGAGAUCAACACGAAGCACAUCCAGGAGCUGUUUUCGCUGACUUCGCACCUGCAGAUCAGCGUAACUUCUCGGUUUAACAUAUUGCAAAAGAUACUCGCGGAGUAUCCGGAAUUCAGACGCAAUCUGGGUGCCCAGGCCCUGAUCCGCGACUCUGUGCUGUUUAACAUGCUGCACGAGCCUGAGGUUGUCCAGAAUUUGGUCAAGGAUUACCCACUCAUUUGCGAGGCAGCUCCGUUUAUUGUGGACACCAUUCGGAAGGAACUGGCCAGAAACAGCUCAGCCACUCAAUUUCAAGAACAGGCUGCGUCGGAGUCGACUACUUCAUCAGAGGAAGAGAACUCUCUGGGCGCUGGCAGCAGCAGCAGUGGUGGAAGCAGCAGCACCGCUGUGGCAGCUGCCGCGGCCGCCAACCGUCGGGAUGAGAUGGCCAACAUCCGGCAGAUCAGCCGCCAGCAACUUGCCAAUGCCCUGGCCAACGUCACCUCGUUCAACUCACUCUCGAAUAUAGCCCAGAGAAAUGCGGACGAGGCACUGCAGGGUGAUGACAGACCACGCACCACUUCGGUGCCAUUAACAGGUGUUGGAGCUGCAGCAGGAACCGGACCAGGAAACAGCAGUGGAGCCAGUACCAGCGGCUCCAUUUCGUCAGAAUUGUUCCGAAAUGAGCUGGCCCGCGCUUUUCAAUCCCUAGCUCAGCAGCAACCCCCUCCUGUGGAGAACAUGGAAGUAGAGUCCGGUGGAGCUUCAGUCCCAGAGGCAGUAAGCGCACCAUCUACGGAUGAUGUGGAUGACGAAGACAACGCUGGUGACGACAGUGAUGUGUUACCUCGCUGUUAUCGCCGACAUCGGUUCACCGAGCAACUGCGCACCAUGGCCGCAAUGGGCUUCAUCAAUCACACUCAAAAUGUUGACUAUCUUGACCUUUCCGAUGGAAAUGUCGAACACGCCAUUAAUCUUCUGAUGCUGGGUAUGAACUGAGAGGGAUAUGGAUUGACUAAAGAGCCAACCAACUAUGCUUAAUAUACGGACUUAUAUUUAUUCUGCUGCUGAGGAUUCUGAAGCAUUCAACUCCCAACUUAAGCAAGGAAUAUCUCACAAGAAAUUGUAAUAAUUAAAAAUACAUUUAGAGGA
Drosophila eugracilis is the source of this 1501-nucleotide messenger RNA. RefSeq lists its product as uncharacterized. The coding region runs from base 101 to 1348 and encodes 415 amino acids. NCBI's taxonomy places the organism in Eukaryota, Metazoa, Arthropoda, Insecta, Diptera, Drosophilidae. The record is from RefSeq and is a predicted model, not a curated record. Gene Ontology annotation, biological process: ubiquitin-dependent protein catabolic process. Gene Ontology annotation, molecular function: polyubiquitin modification-dependent protein binding. The transcript is spliced from 3 exons. Gene Ontology annotation, cellular component: cytosol.